CACAGACCAGCAUACCCGACUCCUACGCGUGCCGACGUUCACUUGGUGGGUUCAGGGCCCAUCGAGCGGUUUGAGAUGUGGGGCCGCCACCGCUCUUUGACGGAGUGUAUGUACUUGUCCUCGGCAAUUCUUGCCGAUUACGGGUACGCCGAGGAGAUGGAGCAGCUGCUGCAGGGGACGAGGUGGCACCGCCUCUUUACGAUGCGGGCUGAGUCUAGCCUGCCACUGACGAUUAAGUUCCUAUGCUCUUUGGAGUUGGAGCCAUCCACGAGGAGGUUGGGAGUUAGCUCUACCGAGAGCAACGACGCCUCCUCAUUUGCGCCCUCGACCUCAGGAGCAUCUUUGCAGGUUUCAUCUAAGAGAGCCACCCGUCGUCGUCCCACCACUUCUCAGACUCCUGCAGCCCCGACCCAAGCGGAUCUGAUUCUUGAAUGGGCUAGGAGGAUCAUGGAGCAGCAGGAGACCAUCCUGCAGAGGAUGUCCGAGAUCGGACAGCAGCAUGCAUCCCAGGCUGAGAGCUUUACUCAGCUUCGGAAUAUUUUCAUUGGCUUCCAUUCGGAUGUGCACAUUGGGCUCACUCCCCGUUCUCCUGAGGGCGACGAUCCAUCUUCCUCUGCUCCUCCUCCUCAGUGAUCUUUCUCUUAUUCUCCUUUAAAACAUUUAUUUCCUUUCAUUUAUGAGCAGAAAUUUAUGAUCAACUGGAUUUGUUGGAACUUCUUAUUUUCCGCCGGUAACAUUUACUUAUGACUUGCUUUAUUUCUAUUUUCAUCAACCAUUUUUGGAUUAUUGAUGUGUGUAAGUUCUUUUAUUAUUAAUCAAUCAUUCCAACGUGG
Cuscuta campestris is the source of this 833-nucleotide messenger RNA. The record is from the annotation of a GenBank genome assembly. NCBI's taxonomy places the organism in Eukaryota, Viridiplantae, Streptophyta, Magnoliopsida, Solanales, Convolvulaceae.